AUGUUUAGAAACCUAAUUCUCGGGUCGCCUGUUAGCAGCCGGCUAUUCACUGCUGCCUCCAAAUCAAAAUGGCAAAUUUCGCAACGGCUUGCUCCAUUGGCGUCCAGAGUUAUUGUCAAAAGACCGUUGACUGUUAAUCAUAAAAAGCUUUCAGACGUUUCUGUCACUAAGCCUAUUUUCACAGAGGAAGAACGUAAGAAAGUUGCCGCUGACCGUCUAAAGCAGCUUGAACCAUAUGUUUCUAAGCUUCCCGAGAAAUGGAUUCCUUACGCUGAAUUGAUGAGAUUAGAUAAACCCGCAGGUACUUGGUACUUGUUUUUACCUAGUGCUUGGGCAAUUAUGUUAGCCGGAUUUGAGCUUGUUUCCCCAAUUUCCCAAACUUUAUAUAUAUUGGGUCUUUUUGGCAUUGGAUCUAUCGUUAUGCGUGGGGCAGGCUGUACCAUUAAUGAUAUUCUUGAUAAAAACUUUGAUGAUAAAGUGAUCCGUACCAUUGAAAGACCCAUUGCCAGUGGUAGAGUCUCUAAAACCAAUGCUACCAAGUUCCUUGUCGCCCAAUUGACCGUAGGUCUUGGUGUUUUGCUCAGUUUGCCUUUGGAUUGCUUUUUGCUAGGAGCAUCAUCUUUGUCAUUAGUACUUACAUAUCCGCUUUUCAAAAGAUUUACAUAUUAUCCACAGGUAGCGUUAUCGGCUUGUUUUAACUGGGGUACUCUUCUUGGAUUUGCUGCAAUGGGAGAUUGGAACUGGGGUUUAAUGUUGCCACUUUAUUUCGCAACUUUCAACUGGUGCAUGAUUUAUGAUACCAUUUAUGCUCAUCAAGACAAGCUUUGGGAUGUCAAAGCUGGUGUCAAGUCUACCGCCUUGAAAUGGGGUGCAAACACCAAAAAUAUCUGUUACGGUUUGGCAAGCUUGCAAGUGUCUAGUUUGGCUUUUAUGGGUGUUUACGGUGCUUUGGGACCUGGUUUCUGGAUUGCAGGUACUAUAUUCAGUUACAGAAUGAUUAAUAUGAUUAAGAGAACUAACUUGGAUAGUAUCAAGAGUUGUUGGGAAGCAUUUAAUAUCAAUGUGACCUCCGCUAAAAUUUUUACAGUUGGUAUUUUAGUUGACUACAUUCUUAGAUUAUUUGGAUUUAUUUAG
This is a messenger RNA of Saccharomycopsis crataegensis, 1134 nucleotides long. RefSeq names its product 4-hydroxybenzoate octaprenyltransferase. Lineage: Eukaryota; Fungi; Ascomycota; Saccharomycetes; Ascoideales; Saccharomycopsidaceae. Bases 1 to 1134 code for a protein of 377 amino acids. The transcript has a single exon. Gene Ontology annotation, molecular function: 4-hydroxybenzoate polyprenyltransferase activity. Gene Ontology annotation, biological process: ubiquinone biosynthetic process. The record is from RefSeq and is a predicted model, not a curated record. Gene Ontology annotation, cellular component: mitochondrial inner membrane.